Messenger RNA from Capsella rubella, 2026 nucleotides. RefSeq lists its product as uncharacterized. The transcript has a single exon. NCBI's taxonomy places the organism in Eukaryota, Viridiplantae, Streptophyta, Magnoliopsida, Brassicales, Brassicaceae. The coding region runs from base 536 to 1807 and encodes 423 amino acids. The record is from RefSeq and is a predicted model, not a curated record.
GCCGCAAGUGGCUGAGGGAAGCUUGGCGACGGUUGGGAGGAAUGUGGUGGUCAUGGACAUCAGUGCCAUUGGUUGAUAGUUGUUAAACUCCUACUAUCUUACGUUUGAUCUCUCUCUCUCUCGUUGGCUCUCGAUUGAAGCUUGUGAGCUGGUGGAAAUGACACCAACUCGUCCCAGUUACAUCAACCAUAUUCAUGUCUAUAAAAUUUGAAAUUAUACAAAGUUCUAUCCUACACAGAAACAGCAUUAUGAGUUUAUGACAGAGAAAAAUGGUUCGAUUUAAUAAACUCUAGAUUACGUAAUAGAGAAUGUAAACCGAUUCACAUAAGUUUAUAUAAUAAAAUUUCUCCAACUACAUCGAACCGAGCCACUACUCAAAUUGGUGAUUUCCCAAUUAAACUCUAGGGUUUACGGUUAAGCAUAAAAGACACUUGUAUAAAUAGAAAGUGUUAGGGUUAGUGUUUAGUUUAAUCGCUUUGGUUGCUCCAAGAGAGAAUAUACAGAGAAAAAGGGUAGACGACAGUUGAUUGCGGCUAUGGCGGCAGUGAAUGUUCAAGACGGUGUUUCCGAUGACUUUGACUAUGAACAUUGGGCUCCAAUCACGAAGACGAGACUCGUGGAGGAUGAAGUUUGGGAUGUUGUUCAAAGCGGAGUCUCGCCAAAUCCAACGAAGAAUCCAGAGUUGGCGGCUACUAUUAAGUCCUUAGAUCUCGCACUAUGGAGAAAUCGUGCUAACAAAGACAACAAAGCGCUGAAGAUAAUGCAAUCUUCUCUCCCUGAUUCGGUUUUCAGGAAAACCAUCUCUGUUGCUUCGGCCAAGGAUCUUUGGGAUUUGCUCUAUCAAGGUAAUGGUACCAAAGAAGCUAAGCUACGUAGGUUAGAGAAGCAGUUGGAUAACCUUACGAUGGAUGAAGAAGAACAUAUGGAUUUGUACUUGAAGAGAGUUUCGAAAAUGAUUGACCGGUUCUACUAUUUGGGAACUUCACCAUCCGAUGAUAAGCUUGUCGCCAAGCUGAUAGCUUCGCUGCCAGAGACAUAUGAGGAUUGUAUUCCUUUGUUGGAGGAAUUCAUGACUCUGCCUGAUUUGACUUCUCGCGACCUCCUUCAUGUUUUUGAACAUUAUGGUGAUGAUCCUCGAACUAUGCCUCAGGAGUUGCAGAAAUUCAUUGAUUUUCUUAGAAAAGCCUGGGCUGAGGAGAUGUGGUGUGACGUGUGCCAGAAGGACAACCAUAACCAAGAAGACUGUUAUUACAACCCUAGGGUAGUGAAUUCGGGUGGAGGCCAGUGUGGAGGAAGAGGGAAUCAUGCAAGAGUUAGCAGCAACACUAGGAAUGUGCAAGCGGCGGGAACACAACAAGCUCAGAUGAGGAUCCAAAAACCCGAGCAUCUAAUGUUAGCUUUAAAUGUUGGUGGUUUGACAUAUGAUGAGAAUAUGUGGCUGGUACACACCAGUACCACGAAUCACAUGACUCCAUAUGACAAGUUUUUCACCACUUUAGACAGAUCGUAUAGAGCUAGGGUUGGGCUGGUGGACGGGAGAGUAAUCAUGACAGAAGGGAAAGGAGAUGUCGUGAUUAUGACCAAGGAAGGGAAGAAGAGAAUCAGGAAUGUGCUUUUUGUUCCCGGAAUCAACAAAAACGUGUUGAGUGUUAGUCAGAUGACUGCCGAUGAAGGCGGUUCAGUAACCAUGGGAGGAGGCAGAUGCAUUAUUAAGAAUCAGGCUGGGAAAGUCUUUGGAGAAGGCAACUUGGAUGAAAAGAGAGGAUUUAUCAUGCGUUUGCAGGUGACUAAAGAAGGUAGGCAGUAGACUUAAUUCCUAUGGUGGACGGUCUUUUAUGUGGUCGUUUAGUUUGGUGUUAUUCUCUGUUUCAAGUUUCUUUGCCUAAGGGCUAAGAAUAAGAAAGCUAAAUAAUAACAUUCUGCUGGUGCAGUAUGAGUUUAGUUGUCUUCUUUUAACCUAGGACUGUUUGGUUUUUAAUCUAGUAUUAUGAGGAACCAUUUUGUAUUCACAAUGCAGUGCUUUUGU